UUUCAUCAUUCAAAUUAAUACUAAUCCACAAGCAUCCUAUAGCAAAACUAAUUAUUUUUGUCAAAUGGCUUCUAAGAUUAUUAGUGUGGCAUUUUUUCUAUAUCUCAAUUUUUUCUUCAUCACUAUGGUGAACUCCAACUAUGUUAUCCCUGAAAUCCCAGUCCCAAUCCCAAACCCAAUAGUUGACCCUUAUCCAAAGGCUACAUGUCCUAUAAAUGCACUUAAAUUAGGUGUGUGUGCAAAUGUGUUGAACUUGGUAAAGGCUAAAGUGGGGUCUCCACCAACACUCCCUUGUUGCUCCCUAAUUAAAGGUCUUGCUAAUCUUGAAGUUGCUGCUUGCCUUUGCACUGCCCUUAAAGCUAAUGUCCUUGGUCUUCACCUUGAUGUUCCUAUUGCUUUGAGUGUCAUUCUCAACAAUUGUGGAUUGAACAACUCUGGUUUUCAGUGCCCUUAGAAUGUUAAUUAUUCAUUGGCCCCAUAUAUUUACAAUUUCAUGUGUUUCUUUGUCAUAUUUGUGUACUUUGUGUGUGUGUUUUUGUUGUUGCAAUAUUCUUGACUUCUUACUCCUUCAUUAUUAUUUUUUUUUCUAUUAUAUGGAAGACUAUAAAUCUUCUCCACCUGUUUUAUCUAUUGUAUUAAAAGUUUAGAACAAAUAAAACUUUGUGGUCAAUAGAUUUCUCAA
This is a messenger RNA of Vicia villosa (hairy vetch), 682 nucleotides long. Its product is annotated as 14 kDa proline-rich protein DC2.15-like. The transcript has a single exon. Lineage: Eukaryota; Viridiplantae; Streptophyta; Magnoliopsida; Fabales; Fabaceae. The record is from RefSeq and is a predicted model, not a curated record. Bases 65 to 454 code for a protein of 129 amino acids.